GGCAGUAUGGAAAUUUCUUUCUUCAUAUCCAGGCUGGAUCUUGUUUAUCAUUUGAGCUGAUGCUACGAGGUGUAAGAAGAGUUGAGCACUUUCCCCCUUUCUUGUCACUUUUAGUGGAUGCAGACUGUUCUGUUCCCUUCAGUGUUAUCUUUUUAAGACUAAACACUCCCAGGUCCUUCAGUCUUUUUUUUUUUUUUUUUCCCCUAGGUCAUGAUUUCUACAUCCUAAGUUUUGUUUCUUUCCACUGCAAUGUCUCUGAUUUUUUGCAUCUGUUCUAUAAAGAAGAGUAUGUGAGGCUGGGUGCGGUCUGUUGGCUGAAUGUGAAUGGAAUCACUGCUUCUGUGUCACACCUACAACGUGUCUACUAAUAUGUCCCAGGAUAUGUCAUUUGUCUACUUUGUAGCAACAUAAGCAUGCUGGCUUGGAAUUAAUUUGGUAAUGAAUGUAAUGCGUGUAGGCUUUUUUUUUUUCUGGUGACACAUCAGAGUUACUGUUUUGUCACGUCCAUUUGAUUUUAUUUUUCUUUUCCCCUCAGUAUAUUGUUUUGUACUGAUCUUUACCAAGAUUGGUUUGACAGUUAUGUUAGAGGCAGGUCUAGAGUUCCUGCAGCUGGUUCAAAGCACUGCAAUAAGAUGCCACAAAAUCCUGAGCUGGUUUGAACAUGCUGUGUUGAGGGAUUUAUUUUUUCUUGAGGGGGGAAAAAAAAAAAAUGAUGGGUUUUGUAUGGGUCAGUAGAGUUUACACUUGAUCAGACGUUAUCUUGCCACAAAAAGUUGUAGUGGUUCUUGCCCAGCUAGCCAAACCAGUGUCUUCAUUGGCUCCAUCUUGCAUCCUCCCUGCCCCUGGUGUCUGUGGUCACUGCAACUCAGUGUUCUCCUUCAUGGGAGCCAGGGGACCCUGUCCUUUCAUUUUCUUUUUGAUUGCUCACUGCAGCUGGACCUUCCUCCUGCAGUGAUUUUUUUAGCUCAGGGACUGAAACUGGAAAAGGGCCAAGUCUUUUAAAAAAAAAAAAAGCAAACAGUUUUUCCUGCUAGUUUGUUCUGACCCUGCUCACUCAUGGAGUCAGGUCUGAACGUGGGGAGGGGAAGCUUCACGAGGGCGAUGGAGAGAAGGGGCAACACCACCUUUUUCAGCUGCAGUGAGCCUUUACAUUGGUUCCAACACCCUGAAUUUUGCCUUGAUGAUUUCAGGCCCCUUUUCUGUCUGGCUGUUACUUAAUGCUUUGCUAUCUUUAUCACUUUCUUAUCUUGUAGGUAACUGCAAACUGAUCAUUUAACUUGAUCAAGAAUAUUUCAGAGGAUUGAAGUUACUGGUCUGUAACUUAAGUCUUCUCCCACCUUUUUUUUUCUUUUUAUAAAGAGACCGGCCAGCCUGGCUGAGACCACUUAGCGAUGACAAAACAAAAGCUUCUGCUUGAUGGGACACUCUCCUUGUUUCUAAUCGUGGCCUGUGAAGCUCAGCAGCUCCCGAGGAGUCAUGUUGCUGCGAGUUCUGGUCCUCUGUGUGAGAAGGAGGCAGAGUCCUGGGGAAACCUUUUCAGCAGCGAGCGGCUGGAUGCCUGGAUUUGUUCCCUCAUCGGUUCGUUCAUGGUGGGGCUGAGUGGGGUCUUCCCCUUGCUGGUGAUCCCAUUUGAGACAGGAGCUGCCCUGCGGUCAGAAGCUGGAUCACACCGUUUGAAGCAGUUGUUGAGUUUUGCAAUUGGAGGACUACUGGGGAAUGUGUUUCUGCACCUGCUUCCCGAAGCCUGGGCCUACACAUGCAGUGCAACGACAGGAGAAGGGCAGAGCUUUCAGCAGCAGAAGCUUCUGGGUCUCUGGGUGAUCAUUGGUUUCCUGACUUUCCUCAUUCUAGAGAAGAUCUUCCUGGAGAAAGAAGAGAAGGAGUGCCCUGGUGUGGGCUGUGAUUCCAAAGCACCAGCUAGAAAGAUUCCCAAUGGAAGUGGCUACCCGCUGCCGAAGGUGGCAGGCCAAUCCCAAAGAGCAGGAAAGGGUUCAACUCAGUGUAACGGCUCCUCUCUCCAGUCGUGUCCAAAAGACAACAGAAUCAAGAUUAGUGGAUACCUCAAUCUGCUGGCCAACACCAUCGAUAACUUCACACAUGGCCUGGCAGUAGCAGCCAGCUUCCUGGUCAGCAGAAAGGUUGGAUUCCUAACCACAAUGGCCAUUCUCCUGCAUGAAAUCCCACAUGAGGUUGGAGACUUUGCAAUCCUCCUUCGGGCUGGCUUUGACCGCUGGAGUGCAGCCAAGAUGCAGCUUUCCACAGCUCUGGGGGGGAUUCUAGGAGCCUGCUUUGCAAUAUGUGCUCAGUCACCCAAAGGAGCAGGGGAAACGGUAGCCUGGAUCCUUCCUUUCACUUCUGGAGGAUUUCUGUAUAUUGCCUUGGUAAAUGUCGUGCCUGAUCUCCUGGAGGAAAAGAACCCUUGGAACUCCCUGCAGCAAAUUCUGCUCCUGUGUACAGGCAUUACAGUCAUGGUGCUACUCUCGCUCACAACUGAGUGACCUCUGCGCAGACCUCAUGAUGCCUCCCAGAGCCACCACGGUGACUCUGAGCUGUUACAAAGCAAUAAGGAACACUAAUGUUACUUCCUAUGUGUGAGUGUGCAGAUCUGGCUGCUAGUAUGAGAAGCAGGUGAGAAAGAGGUCUGGGUGUGCAAGACUUCAUUCCCUGGCUCUCCUAUCCCUGUUCUGCUAAAAUCCACACAUUGGGUCUUUUGGGUUUUUUUGUUAGUUUGGUUUUUGUUUUUUUUUUUUAUGGAGCAAAAGAUAACAGUGAGCAGAAAUGAACUGAACAACUGCUCCACAGCAAAUGGACAAUAUUUCAUUCUGUUCAUUCUGAUGGAACUGCACCUCCCAAGCUCUUGUGUGAAAACAACAGAGGCGAUUCCUGUAGCUGAUGAAGAGGAAGCACUUUUCCUACCACUCUAAUGGCUGGAGGCAGAACAAGAAUGGCAAAGAAACAAUAAGCUAACAGCUUUAGCCAGAGCUCCCUGCCCACGAGAAGUUACGGUGCUAUGAGAUAGAGGGGAAAAGACCCUUUCCAAGUUGAUCUCCGGCUUUUCAUUGACAUCACUUGUUCCUAAAGAUAGUAUUAGCCUCAGCAGCCCACCUCUUUGGUCUAUUUUGUAUUUGUUUAUGCUGAAAUCGAACCAAAAGCUUGAGGCACUUUAGGAUAGGUCACUACAAUUAAAUGGCUCAGCUUGGAGAUUACUUGCCUCAGCCCAAACCACUCCAAUAGCCAGCACACCUAGCUGUUUAUCUGAAAAGCAGUCAGUAAAUGUUUCUUCUGUUGCCAUACUACCAGCUCACCUACGUCUGGAAGGAAGGCCACGUGGCUGUUGUGACAGAGCUCCCUCUCUUCAUACCCAUUAGCUGAACAUGGCUCUCAGCCCGCUUUCGAGACCCAACUCACCCACCCUCUACUCCACACCAAAGUUUCAGAGCUCUCUUGAGGUGUAGCCUGUUAGCCCUGCCUGGCACACUGCAGCAGUCCUAGACUGUCAUGGCAGAGGUCUAAGCAGUUUGGGCAAAAGUUGAGCGCUACAGCCUGGUCAGGAGCCGAUGACCCACAGGUAGCUUUUCCUCUGUCAAUUGUAGACUAUUUAAGAACGUGCUAUAACCAAAAAUAUCAAUGGUGGCCUAUUUCCGGGCUUCUUACCUCACGGUGGAGUUAGUCUGUUGGGGACAAAGGGAUAAGAAGUAAUGCUGACAGCCUUUAAAGGAAGGGGCACAGCAGGAAAUAAUACUGAAGGGAGGGUGAAGUGGGAAGGGUGAAACUUCUGGGGAAAAGAUUUUAAAAAACAGGUCUAGAAAAGCUAUGUGCUAAAUUAGGAGAGAAAGGGAUGUGAAAGGGUGACAGUAAGUAUGCUUUAAGACGAGUUUUCUGUUGGGAUAAAUUUUUUGGCGAUUUGAGACCAGUAAAAAUAAAAUGCAUUUCUAGUGCUUUUCCACAUCCCAGCUCCCAGGGCUGACCAGGCCAGUGUUCCCCAGGGAUAUUUUGUUGCCACAGAGAUGUGCACAAUUACUAGAUCAUCCCUUCUGCAGAGCGUAUCCUCACUUUGCUUAAAUCUGUUUAAAAUCAGGUCUAAUUGAACUAGCGGAGUCGUUGGACACAAAACGGGUGCCACAGCGCGUAUUACACCAACUCAGCUCUCUUUUAAACAGCGUUGAUAAAUCAGUACAGCUCUCCAGUCUGCACAGGGCCUUAUCGAGAGGGCGAUUCGGGUCAGCAACGGGGCAGGUAUGCUGCCCACGGCAGAGGCAUUUAAUUCCCUAAGAGAUUCCUGAACUGUUGACACAGUUCUUUUUUUAUGACAGCUCCUGUCCUACUUUUCAGAGAGCGCCGGAGAGCUUGUGCUUGCAGUUCUCUCUGCCCAGGAACUGCUGUUUAAAAUUUUUUUUUUCAGCUUUCCUUACCCCAGGCUUACAUCAGUAACCAGUUUCACUGCAACAACAAGGGAGGCUUAGUGCAAUGUUUUUAUUCCUCUUUACAAAAUUGCCUUCCUUUGCCAAUUUACUCCCUCUAUCAUUCAGUUGUCACGAAGGUAGCAUCCGCUUCCUGCUUUCCUGGAAGGAGGAUUAAUCCAACUGGGGAGUUUGCUAAACCCUCUUGUUCUAGCUUUGGAGAGUUUUUUCCACCCUUUCCCCAAGGACUGAAGCGAAAGCGGACCAUGUAGUAGGGCUCUGGAGGAAGCAGGUUUGCACAGAAGGGAUGUGCCUGCUGUUUCCCAAGGUGGCUUUCUCGAAAUGAGGUUGGCAUUUAAGUUGAGGCCUUGCCAGGUGAGUGCCCGUGAGUUGGCCUUGUUGCAUCAGCGCUGAGCCUUGCCAAGACUGAAAGCCACAGUCAGGGUUUUGUGCUCAGCGUUCAGGAAUGUGAAGCGGAUGACACUGAAGAAAGAAUUCCUGAGUUGUUUUUUUUGGCUGCUCCCACGGGCUCGGACAGUC
Molecule: messenger RNA, 4940 nt
Organism: Calidris pugnax (ruff)
Lineage: Eukaryota; Metazoa; Chordata; Aves; Charadriiformes; Scolopacidae
Gene: SLC39A13
Product: solute carrier family 39 (zinc transporter), member 13
Exons: 10
Coding region: 1392-2498 (368 amino acids)
Biological process (GO): intracellular zinc ion homeostasis; zinc ion transmembrane transport
Cellular component (GO): membrane
Molecular function (GO): zinc ion transmembrane transporter activity
Source: RefSeq, a predicted model, not a curated record